AUAAAUAUUCUUGAAUCUAUCUUUUUGCAUUUUUAUAAAUAUAUUUGUAGGAUACAUUCAAAGCAAGGGAAUUAUUGGUAAAAAAAGUGUGUCCAUUUUUAACAUCACUAAAUAUUGCCAAUUGUCCUCCAAAAUGACUGCCCUAAUUUAUACUUUCAUCAACAGUGUAUAAGAAUGUCAUGUUUCUCCAUACCCUUGUCAACACUGAAUAUAACAAAAAUUUUAGUUUAUAAAUAUAAUCAGUAAAAAUAGUAUCUAAUAUUAAUUGUCUAUUGCUGCUGUAUUUAAGGUUCACUUGAGCAAAUGCCUACUGAGCACUUACUCUGUGUUAUUGAAAUGGCAAAUGGCAAUCAAAAAUUGUACUUGUCCUUAAGGAGCCAUGGAAGUGAAUAAGAAGCCUCUUUUUAGAAGAAAUUCAAAAGUUGCAAAGAUAGAAAAGUGGGUCUUUUGCACCCUACCAACAGGAAAUAGUUGUCUAAUAAAGAUAGUGUCCACCCAUGUCAACUUUCAGUUCUAUUGCUGGCCUAAAUUGGCAACUCUCUGCUUCUACAACAGUGGCCUCGCUUUCAUUUCGGAAGAUAGUUGACUGCAGGUAGGAGUAGAAAUGCCUAUCUAGUAGCUUUUGUUUUUCUCCAAGACCUGACUCAAUUAUCUCACUGGCUGCUUUUAAGAGAAAGCACCCACUGUUGGCUUCUGUUCUGAAAGGGCACCAGGCAAGCAUGGAAUCCUAUCAGCAGAGAAAGCCAAAAGCUCAAUAAACUGUUUAUUCAUUGUUCAAGCUUCUUCACCUGUAUGGAUUAUUAGAAGAAGCAUUUCAUCUUAGGGUACCCAGAUUAGAUUAUAGACACUUCAAGUAUUUCUUUAGAAUUCACUGAGGGGAAAAAAUAGGGAAAACAGCAUCAGUCAUUUGAGACCAUGUUGGUUCCUGAUGCUAAAAUAAUCUAUAUGAAUAAACUAUAUUCUGUAAAUUGAAAUAUCUGGUUUCCAGCCUGUUAAAUAAAAACAGGAGGAUCUGAAGUACAUGGCAAAAUGGGAUAAGCUUGGUUUUCUGAGUGGAAGCAGCUAUUAAUUUUACUUUCUUAUAGCUGAAGGUGAAGGAGAUUUGAGGUUCUCUGAGAAUUAAAAUUCCCCUGGAGUUAGCCCAGGGUGGGACUCUCAGAGCUGUCUACUCUCAUGCCAUUGCCUCUAGCCUGUGGACAUUUUUUCCACCUUGGGGCAAGAGGCAGCUCCAGUUUGCCCAAUUGCUGUAUGUGUUCCAGGCCAGUGUCCAAUGAGGCUGACUUGCCAGCUGCCUUUCCCACAGCCAGCCAGCCAGUCCCGAGUGUGUUUUGAAAGAUAAUCCACAAAAAGCCAACCCUUUUAGAGAGGCUGGAAUAGGCUAGUAGUUGCUAGGCAAGUUAAAGUAAUUCAGUGUCCUUGCCAAACGUCUGCCAUGCAAAUAGGGAACUUUCAGGGAAGGAGAGUGAGAUGGUGGUGUGUGUUGGUUGCCAUAGGAAUGUUUCCCUGAUUGGUACAAGACCACAGAGUGGGGAGAGCAAGACGGCAGCAUCUACAGUGCUUUCUGCUUGGGAAUGGGAACCCAGAGUGGGCAGUGGAACGGAGGCAAGCCAUGCAGAGGCAGGAGCAGAUGAGACCCUAGAUGUGAAGCUAAAAACGGGGGAAACAGAAAGAGCAGAUUGACUCAGGAAAAUUAUAUGGGGAGCUCUUAUGCUACUCUGAAGAUCUGAGACUUGGAGAAUUUACAAUCCUGAAUUAACUCAGGGAAAAUUCCAGCUAGACUCUGAAAUGAAUUAGAUGGAGAUUUAAAAUAGGGCAAUUUAGUGGGAAAAGAUACUUAAUUUGAAGAUUUCUAGAGUGGCUGGGCUGAGAAACUUUACUCCCUGUUCACCUAGGCAGAAUCAUGAAUAAACUGGAGGAUAAGCAGGACCAGAUGAUACCAUGAAGAGAAGUUUACAGGCCCUCUAUUGCCAACUGUUAAGUUUCCUGCUGAUCUUGGCACUGACCGAAGCGCUGGCAUUUGCCAUCCAGGAACCAUCUCCCAGGGAAUCUCUUCAGGUCCUCCCUUCAGGCAGUCCCCCAGGAACCAUGGAGACAGCACCCCACAGCUCUACCAGACACACUUCUGUGGUGACAGUGACCCCCAAUCCCAAUGGACCCCCCUCACAGGCUUCAGCUUCCACGGCAACACCGACACCCCAUGCGGAGGGGCACCCUCCUACGCACACCAUCUCUACCAUCGCUGCGACAGUAACCACCCCCCAUUCUAAAAGCUCCCUACCCACAGAGCCCACUCCAGUGGCCAUGGCAACCACAUCCUCCCACCCAGAGGGCCGCCCCCCAGGUCGGGCUGCUCCCACCAUCCUGCUGACAAAGCCACCGGGGGCCACCAGCCGCCCCACCACAGCGCCCCCCCGCGCUACCACACGCAGGCCCCCCAGGCCCCCAGGCUCCUCCCGAAAAGGGGCUGGUAAUUCAUCACGCCCUGUCCCACAUGCACCUGGUGGCCACUCCAGGAGUAAGGAAGGACAGCGGGGACGAAACCCAAGUUCCACACCUCUAGGGCAGAAGCAGCCCCUGGGGAAAAUCUUCCAGAUCUACAAAGGCAACUUCACUGGGUCUGUGGAGCUGGACCCCUCUGCCCUCACCCCCAGGACCCCGCUCUGGGGCUACUCCUCUUCGCCACAGCCCCAGACAGUGGCUGUCACCACAGCACCCAGCAAUACCCUGUGGGCACCUCCCACCACCUCCCUGGGGCCUACAGAGGACAAGCCAGGCCUUCGCAGAGCAGCCCAGGGAGGUAGUUCUACCUUCACCAGCCAAGGAGGGACGCCAGAUGCCACAGCAGCCUCAGGUGCCCCUGCCAGUCUACAACCUGCCCCAGUGCCUUCUCAGCGCCCCUACCAUGGUGACCCACAGGACGGCCCCAGCCAUAGUGACUCUUGGCUUACUGUCACCCCUGGCACCAACAGACCUCCAUCUGCCAGCUCUGGGGUCUUCACGGCCGCCACGGGGCCCACCCCAACUGCCUUCGAUGCCAGUGUCUCAGCCCCUUCCCAGGGGAUUCCUCAGGGAGCAUCCACAACCACACAGGCUCCAACCCAUCCCCCCAGGGUCUCAGAAAGCACUAUUUCUGGAGCCAAGGAGGAGACUGCAGCCACCUACACCAUGACCGACAGGGUGCCCAGUCCUCUCUCCACCGUGGUAUCCACAGCCACAGGCAACUUCCUCAACCGCCUGGUUCCCGCCGGGACCUGGAAGCCUGGGACAGCAGGGAACAUCUCCCACGUGGCCGAAGGGGACAAACCCCAGCACAGAGCCACCAUCUGCCUGAGCAAGAUGGAUAUCGCCUGGGUGAUCCUGGCCAUCAGCGUGCCCAUCUCCUCCUGCUCUGUCCUGCUGACGGUGUGCUGCAUGAAGAGGAAGAAGAAGACUGCCAACCCGGAGAACAACCUGAGCUACUGGAACAACGCCAUCACCAUGGACUACUUCAACAGGCACGCUGUGGAGCUGCCCAGGGAGAUCCAGUCCCUGGAAACCUCUGAGGACCAGCUUUCAGAGCCCCGUUCCCCAGCCAAUGGUGACUACAGAGACACUGGGAUGGUCCUUGUUAACCCCUUCUGUCAAGAAACACUGUUUGUGGGAAAUGAUCAAGUAUCUGAGAUCUAACUGCAGCAGGCUUCGCUUUGCUAUUCCCUAUUUUUCGUCUCUAAAUUAUAAAUAUACAAAUAUAUAUAUUAUAAAUAUAACCUUUGUGAACCCUGACUUAAUGAGAAACACUUUCAGCUUUCUUUUCCUAUGAAUUGUCAACAUCUUUUUUACAAGUGUGGUUUAAAAAAAAUUUACAGAAUGAUCUGUGGCUUUAUAAAAUAAAGGUAUUUCUAAGCAAAGCAGUUGCAUUGAUUGCUUCUCUUAACACCUAUUUUUGAGCACCUGGGGAUCCCAGGAACCCUGGUCAGAUGACCUCCUGUAGAAGCUGAAUGUUAGAGUGGUCAAGUGCACGGUUCUUUGAGUGAUUCUUAAAGCUCUGGUUCCUCUUGAUUUGGCAUGGCCCAUUUCCUCCCUCUCAUAUGCACACCUGUAAAGGGAACUGGGCCACCUGGGGGGAAGAUGGCAGACUCGUGCACAGGGCAGGAAAAGGGAACAUCCCAUCACCCUGGAGGAUGAGGGCCCUGGAGCCUCACAACAGCACCAUUGGAUGUCAUGUUUAAUUCUAUCCAAGUUGUAGACAGCAGACAGGAGCAUGGAGUCCUUGGGAAUCCAUGGAGGACAUCAAGACAUCCCAAGGCCACGUCCCCCUAACAUUGCCUCCACUGCUAACAACAAGACUGCCUUUCCCUGGUGGGAAAAUGCUCCCUUUAUGCCCGUCCCUGCAUCCCCUCCAACACUCAAUCUGCAUUAAACACCCGAGCCUUUCUCUUGGAGAAGGUUUAGAUGCGGAUCCCAGCCUUGGAGCUUUAAAAUGCUUGCUCUUCUUCAAGGAUCAAAUGUUUAUUGGGGUUUAGCUUUGUAUUCUCAAAAGGCCAUGGUAUUGUGCCCCUAAGGAACAUGUUUAUCUAAGAAGCUUUGAGGUAGCAGAGCUAUGAUUUUGAAACCUUCCUCCUGCAAUCAUUAAAAAAAAAAAAAAGAUUGCCAAGCAAAUCAUUUCAGAGAAGACAUCAUUACACUCCUACUUGCCCCUGCAAACCUGCUCGCAGCACCAGCCAGUGGACUUGCCAUGCAGCUCGCAGCUUCCACUGCUCCCCUCGUUCCCCACUGGCUGGCUGCCUCACCAUGCUGUGUCCAGUGCGGCCAACAGGGUCAGACCCUCAGAGAUGCCCAAGAGGCUUCCAGAGGUGGCUGCUUCUCUAUUUUUUCCUGAUCGUGGCUGAGAGAGAUGAUUACUGCUUUGACACUUUCUUUCUCUAAAAUAAAACUAGUUUGAUAGUAUAUUUUGAAUAUAGAUGCUCUUAUAGUUGGAUUGGGAAUUGAACUUGAAUGUCGAUUCAUAUGUUUGUGUUGUUGCUGUGGUCUUUUAUGACUUUUUUCUUUUUGCGUUCUCCUUAAAAAAAAAAAGAUGGCCUUCAAAAGUGUGUUCUCGGUGUUGUAUAAACCUGCUUCACAUGAGUUCAGUUGUUGUCUCUCUUCAAAGACUCUUCAACCCACAAAGAAGCAGGUUAAAUGUUUCUCUAAGUUUAAUUUUCUAGCGUGUUAUUUGACCUUUUUAACCUUACCAUAUUUCUGUUAACUGUUACAUUUAAUAUACCAAUGUGUGUGAGUAUAUAUAGAGAAAAAUCUGUAAAGUAAAAUUUAUAUAUAACAUAUGUAAUCCAAGAUACAUAUGUUAUAUAUACGUAUGUGGAUGUAUGACUUAUUUUUCCUUAUCCACAGAUUUCAGCUACCAUGUAUAUAUAAAUAAACUUAUUUUGUUAGCCAGAGGA
Molecule: messenger RNA, 5417 nt
Organism: Callithrix jacchus (white-tufted-ear marmoset)
Lineage: Eukaryota; Metazoa; Chordata; Mammalia; Primates; Cebidae
Gene: TMEM108
Product: transmembrane protein 108
Biological process (GO): dendrite extension; retrograde axonal transport; postsynaptic density organization
Cellular component (GO): early endosome; endosome membrane; postsynaptic density
Source: RefSeq, a predicted model, not a curated record